GCGAAGAUUUGCUUUUUCCAAUAUUUUUAAUCUCCGUGUUGAAGCUCACCGGUGCACCGUAGACGUCUACCGCUAAGCUCACACCUCCGAGCCUCACCCCGCAAACAACACGAUGGCAGGGACAAGCAGUUCAGCUACCGUUCUGGUCUUGCUGUUUUCGCUGUUCCUUGUUGCUGAAUGUCACAAGCACGGUGGCCGACAUCGUGCUGAUAAUGAUGGAUCGUCAGCAGUCGCCACGGUGGCACCGUCAGCCGAACAAAUCCACGUUUCAUUCGGCCGUAGCACUAGCGAGAUAGUGGUGAUGUGGUCCUCCAGGAACAGCAGUAAAACUAGCAGUGUUCAGUAUGGCGGCAGCAGCAGUAGCAGUCCACUUACUGAAAACCUGAACGUGUCGGUUGCUGCUGAGUGCUGGCAGUUCACUGAAGGCAAUCCUGAUGGCGUCCAGUGGCUUUAUCGAGCCAGGCUUCAGAACUUGUCUCCCGGCAAGUCGUACAAUUAUCAAAUCAGCUCCGCACCUGGCGUGGUUGCCAGUGACGUCUUCUCUUUCUCCGUUCCCGAGCUGCUGGAUGAGGCGUACCCAAUGCAAGUUGUGAUGUUUGGUGACAUGGGUAAAGUCGGUGGUAGCGCCACCUUGCCCCGUCUGAAGGAUGAAGCAAAGGCCGGGGACAACGUGGCCAUGUUUCAUGUUGGUGAUUUUGCCUACGACUUCCAGGAUGAUGGAGGAAAGCGAGGUGAUGACUUCAUGAACAGGCUGCAGGAUGUUGCUGCCAACAUUCCUUACAUGACCUGCCCGGGAAAUCAUGAGAUAGCGUAUAACUUUAGCCACUACCGCAAUCGCUUUGCAAUGCCAUCUGACGAUGCAUCUCCAGCCAAUGAUCACUUGUGGUGGAGUUUGGACAUUGGACCAGUGCACUUCUUGAGCUAUGACACUGAGGUAUACUUUGCUCGCGAAGACCUGAUCCAGGCUCAGCUGGACUUCAUCAAUGCCGACUUGACCCGUGCUGCGGAUCCUGCUCAGAGGAAGAAGGUGCCGUGGAUUGUUGCGUUUGGUCAUCGUCCAAUGUACUGCUCUAACAUUGACAAUGAUGACUGUACCACACCAAAGUCCAGAGUCAGAGCUGGACUAGAAGCAGUCCUGUACAAGUACGGAGUUGAUUUCAUCGUUGAAGGCCAUGAGCAUUCCUACGAGAGACUGUACCCAGUGUUCAAUGAGACCGUCACACAGAAGAACUACACCAAUCCCAAAGCACCCGUUCACAUGAUAUCGGGUCAGGCCGGGUGUAACGAGGACAGCGGGAUAUGCGUCAAUCCGAUUAAAGGAGAGAAAGGUGACUGGUCAGCAUUUCGUUCCUGGCAACAAGGCCAGUAUGGCUAUGGUCGACUGAAGUUCCUGAACGCCACACACGCACAGUGGUCCCAGGUGUAUGACGUUGCCAAGCUGGGCGAAGACACCGUCAUCAUAGAGCAGCAGAACCAUGGGCCGUUCAAUUGAAGAUGUCCGACAGUCACGGAUAGUCUGACCCAGUGUAUGCCACCAUGGAGCAGCCCUGCAUGCCAUGGAGCAAUUUUCCCCUGUCAUGCCAUCGACCAGUUCUGAAUACGUUGAAGCAACCCUGCAGCCCUGCACAGGGUCUUGACUGCUACUUACUCGUACGUCUCAGCUCUGCUACAUAUACAUGUACACUACGGUGGACAAUUGAAUUUUAUCUCAUCCUACUUUAUCUCUGAAAUGGAAUAGCGACAAUUAUUUUUGUUAACAUGGAAUUGGGAUUACGACCGGAAAGUAGAGAAAUAUGCACACUCCCGUGUUCCGGCAGUUAGGGAUGGCAUUACCGAGGGGCCUGAAAUAUUACUGAAUUGAAGUAUGUAUUCCACAGGCGCUAGUUCAGUUGAACGGAUGGCCGUAUAACUUUACAAGACAGUUGUUGACAGUUGGACCGUGCCCUGUUAUCUGGUGUUAGUGUAGUACAUGUACCGUCAGGCUAGCAUAACUAUCAUGGUGCGCCGAGCUCGAGACUCACAUGGGGCGGGGGUGGCAGGAGAAGGGUACUCACAAUGGAAGACUUUACUAGUAUUGUGGAGUCAGGUACAUCCCUACCUCCCAUUCAAGUUCUUACCAUCCAUUUCUAUCAUCAUGAUGUGAGUUCCUGACCUUCCUGUGUUCCUGUUUCUCAUGGCACAAUUGUAUGCGAGUGUUGGAACGUUAUUUGACACUCAGU
This is a messenger RNA of Sycon ciliatum, 2219 nucleotides long. RefSeq names its product acid phosphatase type 7-like. Bases 113 to 1492 code for a protein of 459 amino acids. Lineage: Eukaryota; Metazoa; Porifera; Calcarea; Leucosolenida; Sycettidae. Gene Ontology annotation, molecular function: acid phosphatase activity; metal ion binding. The transcript has 8 exons. The record is from RefSeq and is a predicted model, not a curated record.